CCGAGUCUAUUAACCUGACGUUAAUGCUACAGUCUGCAUCUCGAACAUUAACGUUAAGUCUCCGUUUUAAACUCACAUGUCAGCUGAACUUGCAUGCAUAAACAGCCAUAGUUUGUGGCUUUAACUUGAAGUUUUAAGCCUUCGUGUCGCCGUUCAAAAGAAAUGUAUAACGGGAAAAUGAUAAUGGAUCAAGUUACUCUGAACGAACUGCAAACCUACAUCACGGUUAUCAGUACACAAGGAGAUAAGUUACCUGAGGGGGAUGGCAUUUUAAAAUUUAGUAAAUUGUUGUUGUUUUGUUGUUGUUUUAUUACUGGUGCGGUCCCUGGAUGUUUUAAUCGUAACAUUAUCCUUGUAGGUUUUUAUAACGUAACAUAAUAUGAUCUUUCAGACAGCUUGGCCAAUAUAAAUGAUUUUUUAGUGUAUAAAACGAGCGAAUUUCACUUAGAUAUUUUCAGGAAUUAUAGACAAGAUGUUAUAUAAUAAUAAUUGAAUGAAAACCCUAUUUUGCCAAAUAAAUGACAAUCGACCUAUUUUUACUAUUUCCUCAAAACGUGCCAGCGCGACAUCCGACGGGUUUUUCCCAGAUCGCAUCACAAAUGAUUGUUCAUAUUGAAAGCUGAGAGGCUUGAAUAUGAUGCAGCUGGUCACAAGAAACAGCCCGCCCUGUAAUCUAUUCUCACUUCCUCACCUGAUUUAUGAGAAAGAGUGCAGCAGCAGCAGCAGGCAGAGGUGAUUAUGUCUUAAGUAAACUGUAGAUUACAUUUUCCACUCUUUUGAUCUGAGAGGAACAUUUUAAUCGAACAAAAUAAGAAAAUUAAAUUACAAGAUUCUGUGGACACGACAUCCAUGAUUAUUCUGCUCUACUUUGUGUGACACAGAUUACCUUCUACAGUUUUCACCAAGUGGACAAUACGUGAUUCUUUGUUGGCUGGACGAAUAUUUAAAAAAAUGGGUCCUGGAGUGAAGGAAGACCAAACAAUGCCAGAAGGAAGAUUGAAAUGUUCCAAACUCAGUAUUAUUUUCUUCUUGCUGAAUGUCAGCAAUUUUGUUGUUCCAGGCACAGGCUUUGCGAUGAGAUCUUGCCGAAUCAGUUACAAUAUCGCCAUAUGUAAGGGUGGGCUCAGAUAUGUUCCUCAGGAUGUUCCUUCAACAGUGAAAGGUUUCGACUUGUCUUCAAACAAAAUUUCUAAAAUACGAGUAUCAGAUUUCAAAAGUCUAUCACUUGUGACACAGAUAGACCUAAGUCGCAACAACAUUUUGCACAUAGAUACAGGUUCCUUUGCUGAUCUGAUUUCCCUCAAGAGGUUAAAUCUAAAUAACAAUAAACUUGUUGAACUUGCAGAUGAUGUUUUUAAGGGUUUGAGCAACCUCACAGAGCUAAGGAUUAUCAGUAAUAAAAUCAAAGUGGUGGCGUCCACCUCUUUUAGGUCCUUGACAAGCUUGAAUUUUUUGGACAUAUCUUACAACAAACUGGACAACUUAACAAAAGUUAAUUCUAUAUUACAGCACCUGCCAAAUCUACGAGUUCUGAUAAUCAAAAACAUCAAUUUAACUACUUUUCAUUCAUGGGAACUGACAAACAGCUCGCUACAACUGACUUCCCUUGAUUUGUCUCAAAAUCCCAUCACAAAAUUUAGUAUCACUGAAGAUGUUUUUCCAAAUCUCACCUGGUUUAAUAUCGGCGGCUACCAGAAACCCAUGACAUGGGAUGUGCGUAACCAGACUUUUCUUAGUCGAGUGUCUUCUCUUGAUAUUAGUGGGCUUCAAGUGACGUUUGAGGACAUGAAAACAUUACUAGAGAGUGUCAACUCCUCUCUGAAUUCUAUAAGAAUGUAUGCAAUGAAAUAUAAACCUACAGCUCUUAUCAACGUUACCUGCACCAUCCCAACAAUGUCCACACUCAAAUUCCGACGUAACAAACUCAGUUUUAUCAGCUCAAAUUUGUUUCAUUUGUGUAUUAAUGUUACAGAGUUAGAUUUAGGGGAUAAUAAAAUUAAAACCAUCAAAGAUGAGGCCUUCAGAUCUAUUAAAGGUUUAAGGAUCUUGACUUUGAGUCGUAACAAACUUCCAACUGUUCCAGCUGCCACAAGAAAUAUACCAACUCUUGCAGAGCUGGAUCUCAGCUCUAAUAACAUCACCAGGCUUGAAUGUUACGAUUUUGCCAAUCUGACAAAGCUCAGACAGCUCAACCUUUAUCUGAAUCAGAUUACAACUCUACAAGAGUGUGUUUUCAAGGAUUUAAAACAAUUGCAAGUUUUAAAGCUUCAGAACAACCAUAUCUCCAAAAUAACCGGCGCUUUCAAAAAAUACUUGCCAAGUCUUAAACAACUUCGUUUGAAUGCAAAUAAAAUCACCACUAUUAAACAUGGGGAAUUUAUGGGCUUGCAGUCCCUCCAGAACUUGUCAUUACAUGACAAUCAAAUACAUACACUUAACAACGGGUGUUUUAUUGGAUUAACAAGUCUUACCGAUAUUCAGCUACAAUCGAAUGACAUAAAAACACAAGAAAUAAACAGUAUUUUCAAUGAUGUGAUUAAUUUAAGAAGAUUAGAUUUGAGGAACAAUCACAUCAAAUAUGAUCAUAGUUCAGCUCUGCCUCAUCCACCAUUUUCUCAGCUGUCCCUUCUGGAGACUUUGGCUAUUCCAGCACAACACAGCAGGGGGAAGGCCCAACUGCCUUGCAACAUCCUGCAAGGUUUGACAAAUCUUUUGGUUUUUAAUACCAGGAACAGUCAACUUUUAUCCUUGCCCAGAGACAUGUUUAACUACACACCUCAACUGCAAACGCUUGACGUUAGCUCAAAUGACCUUGUGGAUUUCUCUCCAGAUAUAUUUCACCCAAUUCAAAACCUUAAAAGCCUCUACAUAUCUAGAACAAGUCUUCGGUCUCUAGAUUUCCUUAAUGAUGCCGGCCUUACUAAGCUGGAGUUUAUGCAGGCGAGAAAGAAUGAAUAUUCAGUUAUCAGUGAGAAAGUAAUGGACUCGCUACCAUCUCUCAUUUAUGUAGACUUUCAAGGCAAUAGUUUCACUUGUGACUGCAAUAACGCCUGGUUCCUCCAGUGGAUUGAAAACAACAAACAAACACAAGUUUUUGACGCUUACAGAUUUGAGUGCAACUAUCCUACAAAGCUAAAAGGAACAAAACUGUUGGACUUUGACAUCCAGUUCUGCACAGUGCGCACCGAAUUCAUCUGCUUUGUAUCCACCACAUGUAUAACCAUCCUGUUUAUGGUGGCGUCCUUUACGUACCAUUUCCUGAGGUGGCAGCUGGCUUAUGCCUACUACUACUUCUUGGCUUUGCUGUUGGACACAAAGAAUAAAAACAAGCAAGCUCCUUAUCAUUAUGACGCUUUCAUCUCCUACAACACCCAUGAUGAACCAUGGGUCAUCAGAGAGCUGUUGCCAAAACUGGAAGGAGAGCAGGGGUGGAGAUUGUGUCUGCACCAUCGAGACUUCGAGCCAGGUAGAGCCAUCAUAGACAACAUUACAGAUGCCAUAUAUGGAAGCAGGAAGACCAUCUGUGUGAUCAGUCGCAAAUACCUUGAGAGUGAGUGGUGCUCCAAAGAGAUCCAGGUGGCCAGCUUCCGUCUGUUCGAUGAGCGGAAGGACGUGUUGAUCCUGGUGUUUCUGGAGGACAUUUCCACCUUUGAGCUGUCUCCUUACCACCGCAUGAGGAGGCUGCUGAAGAGGUGGACCUACCUGAGCUGGCCGCAAGCCGAGGAGCACACUGAGCUGUUCUGGGAGAAACUCCGCCAGGCUCUGACGACCACAGAAGAUCACGCUGAGGACAGGUUCCUCCUCACUGUUAUGGACAGACCGUGAAAUACAAUCUCUAUGUGUCAGGUUUACAGCCUCCGGGCCUGUAAAGCAGCUCACACUAGAGAUCAAGCUGUGAAUAUUUUUUCAGUUUUGAAAGACUAAUGAGGAUGUGAGCUCGGCCUUUGACUUCUCUGAUUAGUACCGUUAAAAAUAAUCUGCUCACUCUGUUCAAAACAAGUAAAACAUCUCUCUGUGGGUCUCCAUACUUCCCAGUUGAGUUUAGAGAAGUCUCCGAUUUUUUUUUUUUUAAAACAGUGAAAUGGAAAGUUAUAUAACCAGUCUUUUAAUCAGCACUUUUUCCCUCAUAGACAACUGCCACAAUGUCAUGAUAUAUAGGGACCUGUUCAUUAUUUAGAAAUUAAUGAGAUAACAAACUAUAUAAUCAAAAAACAAACAAAUGAAUGGGAGGAAUAUGUGCUAUAAAAACAAAGGUGUGUAGGGUGAGGAGAUCACACACAUUAGCUGCAGCUCUGGCUUUAUGCAUGGAGCGCACCGGGCCCAGCUAUGCCCCAUGCCACUGAUUAAGCCUCCUAUUUAUGUCUCUAGCUCUGGAGAAAGAUAGUUGUGUCACUAUUUUGACUGACUGUCUUCUUAUAGUUUGAGCUGGAACAAGAUGAUACGGAUUAUAUAUGAUACAAUCAGUAUCAGUUGAUUUUAACGAUGGAAAACUUUGUGAUAAGGGGCUUUAAAUCAUUUAAUUUUACUUGCAUUUCUAUUAUUUAAAAUUAUUUUGAUUUGCCACUUAAAAAAAAAAAACAUGCUCUUUGGGUUUGGGUUAAACACUCUUUGCCUUGUCUAGAAAUUUCAAAGCGCUUUUUUUCAUGCAGUUGAAAUUCUUUUUACUGACUGACUUACUGAGUAAUCACUGUAAAGUACGAUAAAAUCUUGAAGAUCGCAAGAUAUGAUAUAUAAUUUCUAUAUAUAUAUAUAUAUAUAUAGAUAAAAUCAAAUGUUCAAGUAAUAAAUUCAAGUAUAAAAUGUCAGACCUUAAAAUAAAAGUACAAAACGACCUGUGUGGACAUGGUGAAUGUAGUGAAAUCCAUAGACACAUGACACAUGUAUAAUUAAACAUCUGUUUUAAUCCGUUCUUUUAAAUAGCAAUUACACUCAUUUAUGAAGACAGUGUUUCAUACUCAUUCUCUCUGACCAAAAAAUCAGAACUUGGUAAACAUCAACACAACAUUUCAAAAAAUAUUAGAAGAUUUUGAAAACAUUGUUUUCUAUUUUUUUGACGCACUGUAGCUACAGCUUACUGUUAUGUAUUAAGAAUACUACUAAUGUCCCUGUUCAUAAUAUAGAACAAAUAUAAGAAGAAUUCAAAUGACAUGAUUGCUCAUGUUGCUGGAAUUUGAUUAAAUAAAGAUUUUGGUGUA
Messenger RNA from Dicentrarchus labrax (European seabass), 5195 nucleotides. RefSeq names its product toll-like receptor 13. The record is from RefSeq and is a predicted model, not a curated record. NCBI's taxonomy places the organism in Eukaryota, Metazoa, Chordata, Actinopteri, Moronidae. Gene Ontology annotation, molecular function: protein binding; transmembrane signaling receptor activity. Gene Ontology annotation, cellular component: membrane. The coding region runs from base 952 to 3825 and encodes 957 amino acids. The transcript is spliced from 4 exons. Gene Ontology annotation, biological process: inflammatory response; immune response; toll-like receptor signaling pathway.